Aspergillus calidoustus is the source of this 660-nucleotide messenger RNA. Lineage: Eukaryota; Fungi; Ascomycota; Eurotiomycetes; Eurotiales; Aspergillaceae. The record is from the annotation of a GenBank genome assembly.
AUGAAGUACUCCUACACCUUCGCUUCCCUCAGCAUGCUGGGCUGUGCCCUCGCCCUGCCUGCCCCUCAGUUCCCCGGUUUCCCAGGCUUCGGCGGUGGCGAUGACGAAGGCAGUGUCCCUACCGGCCUCCCCACCCCGACUGGCGACUUCCCCUUCCCGACCUCGGGCUUCCCAACCGGCCUUCCGACUGGCCUCCCUACGGGCUUCCCUACGGGCCUCCCAAUUCCCUCCGGUUUCCCUGGAUUCCCCGGCUUCCCAGGCGGAGGCGAGGAAGGCGAAUCCGGAGAAGGCAGCGAACUCCCUACGCCCACCUCCACCACCGAGAAGCGCCAAUUUCCCGGCCUCGGCGGCAGCGACAGCACCGGAACCGAGAGUGGAAGCGGCCUAGGCGACCUCUUCCCCUCUGGCUUCCCCGACCUCAGCGACAUCUUCCCCUCGGGAUUCCCCGACCUCGGCGAUCUGUUCCCCGGCUUCGGUGGUGGCGAUGAGGGUGAGGGUGACUCCGCCAUCCCAACACCUACCAGUGGCUUCGGCGGCUUCCCCGGCGGCGGUAGCUUCCCUACCCCCACCGGCGAGCCCUUCCCCUCGGGCUUCCCUGACUCUGGAGCCCCUGGACCCAGCGGCUUCCCGUCUCAGACUGCCGUUCCUUUCCAGGGUUAA